UGUUCGAGCAGCAAGCUUCCGCUGGAGUUUCUUGAGGAUGCAAACCGAGAUGGAGGCACAGAGUCCCUUGGCCGAGGCCGGCUUCACCCAGGUCACCCGAAAAGGUGGCCGGCGGGCGAAGAAACGGCAGGCUGAGCAGCUGUCCGCACCGGAGGAGGGCGGGGACGCGUCCCGCAUGGACACCGAGGAGGCCCGGCCUGCCAAGAGGCCCGUCUUCCCGCCCCUCUCCGGGGACGGGUUUCUGGGUGGGAAAGAAGAAACCAGAAAAAUUCCAGUCCCAGCUAACAGAUAUACUCCCUUAAAAGAGAACUGGAUGAAGAUAUUUACACCUAUUGUGGAGCAUUUGGGACUUCAGAUACGCUUUAACUUGAAAUCGAGGAAUAUAGAAAUCAGGACUUGUAAAGAAACCAAAGAUGUUAGCGCUCUGACAAAAGCAGCUGAUUUUGUGAAAGCCUUUCUUCUUGGGUUUCAGGUAGAGGACGCACUUGCCCUCAUUAGGUUGGAUGACCUCUUCCUAGAGUCUUUUGAAAUUACAGAUGUUAAGCCCUUAAAGGGAGACCACCUGUCGAGGGCAAUAGGAAGAAUCGCUGGCAAAGGAGGAAAAACCAAAUUCACCAUCGAGAACGUGACACGGACGCGGAUAGUUCUGGCUGAUGUGAAAGUUCACAUCCUUGGUUCUUUCCAAAACAUCAAGAUGGCAAGAACUGCUAUCUGCAACCUCAUCCUGGGAAAUCCUCCAUCAAAGGUUUAUGGCAAUAUCCGUGCUGUGGCUAGCAGAGCGGCAGACCGAUUCUGAUUUCAAAUCAGAGACUUUUUACCUUGUCUUUGAAUUCUAGAGAAAAUGCCUUUCCCCUCUACAAGUGGUCACCAGACACCAUGUGAAGAACUUUUCAGUCGUGGAUACCAUUAUUUAUACUAGCACAUUAAGUAUAAUUUAUUUUUUCCAUUUUAAAUCACAUAUCGAUUUGCAUAGUUUAUAAUCCUCUCAUUUGGAGGGAAACUUAUUUAAAAAAACAGUUCUAUAUUAGCUUCCAAGUUUUUUGUUUAUAAAUUUAUAAAAAGUUAUUUCUUCUCUAUGAGUUGUAAUUAAAAGAAUUAUCUCAGAAAA
This is a messenger RNA of Globicephala melas (long-finned pilot whale), 1108 nucleotides long. Its product is annotated as RNA-binding protein PNO1. NCBI's taxonomy places the organism in Eukaryota, Metazoa, Chordata, Mammalia, Artiodactyla, Delphinidae. Gene Ontology annotation, molecular function: RNA binding. The record is from RefSeq and is a predicted model, not a curated record. Gene Ontology annotation, cellular component: nucleolus.